This is a messenger RNA of Echinops telfairi (small Madagascar hedgehog), 2005 nucleotides long. It is a transcript of the gene TIGAR, whose product is annotated as TP53 induced glycolysis regulatory phosphatase. The record is from RefSeq and is a predicted model, not a curated record. Lineage: Eukaryota; Metazoa; Chordata; Mammalia; Afrosoricida; Tenrecidae. The transcript has 6 exons. Gene Ontology annotation, molecular function: fructose-2,6-bisphosphate 2-phosphatase activity. Gene Ontology annotation, biological process: fructose 1,6-bisphosphate metabolic process; regulation of pentose-phosphate shunt; negative regulation of glycolytic process. Gene Ontology annotation, cellular component: cytosol. The coding region runs from base 76 to 888 and encodes 270 amino acids.
CGCCGCGGUCCCACGGUGCGGGAGCAGGACGCCGAGCUGUGGCCAUUGCCUCGUCGCCUCGCGGGCUCCAGGAAGAUGCCCCGCUUCGCCCUGACCGUUAUUCGACAUGGCGAAACCAGAUUUAACAAGGAGAAAAUACUGCAAGGACAAGGAAUAGACGAGCCCCUUUCAGAGACGGGGUUCCAACAAGCAGCGGCUGCGGGGCUGUUCCUCCACAAGGUGAAGUUUACACAUGCGUUCUCCAGCGACCUCAUCCGGACAAAGCAGACCAUGCACGGGAUUUUGGAGAAGAGUAAAUUUUGCAAGGACAUGACUGUAACGUAUGAUUCCAGACUUCGAGAAAGGAAAUACGGGAUUGCAGAAGGCAAGGUGCUGACUGAGCUAAGGGCAUUGGCCAAAGCGGCUCGGGAAGAAAUUCCCAUGUUCACCCCGCCGGGCGGAGAGACGUUAGACCAGGUGAAACGGCGUGGAAAAGACUUUUUUUCGUUUCUCUGUCAGCUGGUCCUGAAAGAAGCAGGCCAAGAAGAACGGCCUUCCCAAGAAGCACCCGGCAGCUCCCUGGAAUCCUCUCUGACAGAAGUGUUUCCUCUGGGGACAAGCCCCGGUGGCUGUGACGAUGUCCCAGGACUAGUCGCCAGUGUCCUGGUCGUGAGCCACGGAGCGUACAUGAAAACCCUGUUCGGUUAUUUUCUGUCGGACCUCAAGUGCUCCCUCCCGACAACCCUGAGCAAAUCCGAGCUGGUUUCCGUCAGCCCCAACACAGGGAUGAGCCUCUUCAUCGUAAGUUUUGAGGACGACGCAGAAGGAGUUACCCCAACGGUCGAGUGUGUGUGCAUGAACCGGCUGGACCAUCUAAGUGGAAAGGCCGAAACCCGCUGCUCGGUGUAAGCGGAUGUCACUGUGGAGCCUCUGGGAAGGGUGCGGGGCGCUUCCGCGCUCCGCUCUGCUAGUGCAGAUUUGCAAACGGUUAAAAAGCUUUCUACCCUAUAACCAGUUAUAAAACUCAACAUGGAACCUGAAGCGAUAACGGAAAGCCAUUUAGAACUUCUUUUGUCUGAACACAGUUGGCCUCUUCCCGGGUCGUUUACCACCCCGCCAAGGCGCGUCUCUGGAUUGUAAGCGGACACAGGAACUCCCCAUUGCAAGAUGGGAGACUGCGAACAGCCGUGCCUGACCAGUCUGUAGCCUCUUGUGUUGGCUCUUGAUCAGACACUGUGUGUCUUUAUUCUCUCACACAGUGUUGGGAAGAGGGAACUGUUUACCCUGUGGUUUCUUCACAAACUUGAAGGUCUGUCCUCUAAAUGCUCAAUCCCUUCCCACCACAAGUGUCUGCAAAAUCAAAUGACACUAAAGUAUUUUCUGUAGAAACCAACUGUUGGAUUUUUUUUCCCCAUUUCUGGAAGGACUGAAAUGGGGGGUCAAUAAUACAUGUGGAUCACAGGAUGCCCCAGUGAGGCAACGUGUGACAAAAAAAGGUAGAGAGGGAAUCUGAGUGGGAGGGUCGGAACAACUCUUCAGUAGUACCAGCACGCCUCCUGAUCCCCGGAAGUGGCUUCUGAUCGCACCUGAAGGCAGCUAUAAAGAAAGAGUCGCAGUAGUAGCCUCAGUCACAGAGGACGCGUGGACUGUCCCUUUUCGCCACCAGAGGGCACCAGAAGAACCCAAUUUUGAUACUUCAUUUUGUAACCAAGACCAGUCCUUUCAAAACCUGUUUCUCUAAAUAAAAUGCUCUACAUGCGGUGGGCCUUGUAGUAGUGCCAAUGAGCACUGCCUCACCUUGUAAGAAACUGAACACAGACUUUACUUUGAGCCUGGGGAACCCACAGGUCGUUUGCUGCUGUCCCGUUGAUCAGUGGUCUGGCACUAUACCCCCUGUCUCCCACCAGGAUCGGAAUAGGGCAAAUGGAAACUUGAAGAAGGAAAAAAAACCCCCGAGAAACCAUUCUCAACUUCUUUUCAACAAACAAACUAUGACGAUGUAAAUAAAGCCACUUCCAAGCAGUCA